ACUUGCAUUUCGUCUAUUUCCAUAGCAGCGGGAAGUUGGUUUGGUCUGUCUCCAUUAUGCACAGCCCGAAUCGAGUAUUAUCCGCGAUACUAUCGGCUACUGGUCAUGGGUUCGCCGGUAAUGAAAGACAGCAGGAACUGGAAACACGCACAGUUAAUCGCCAGAGUCCCAGUAACCGGGUGAGGGAGGUCCAGGUGACGGGAACAGCAGAGGUUUGCUGCCCAGCGGACCGAGUGUCUGUCCGGGUCAGUGUGAAUAACAGCAAGGAGUCAGUGAACGAGGUCACCACCAGCGUUUCACGGCGACUCGAAUACAUUGUACAGUCUCUCAGACAACAUGGCAUCAAAGAUGAAGACACUUCAGUGAGGAGGUUUCUCCACCGACAGGCAGACCUAUAUCACAUGGAUGCAGAGGUCGUGGUCACUUUUUCAGAUUUUGAGACGAUGGAGCGGGUAUGUAGUGUCCUGUUGGAAAAGCUCGACAAGAGCGUUUGUGUGGGAUCACCACAGUUUUACCACAGUGCAGGAUGCCUGAGUCAGCUGAGGAGGCGAGCAUGUGUAUCAGCAGUUGAAAAUGCUCAGCAGAAGGCCAGUGAAGUCAGUCAGCUCCUGGGACAAAGUCUGGGACACCCCCUACUAGUCAGAGAGGAGGAAGCAAGAGAGUGGAGGAAUAAUGAUGAGGAGGAGGAUGGAGGGCAGGGUGCGACACCCUUUUCUCACAUUGUCCGUACACCCACAGUCACUGCGUCCUCACGGGUGUCUGUCUCCUUCAGCCUCAGAGACAGAAACAGGAAAAAACUCUAGAGCCUUUUGUCAU
This is a messenger RNA of Monopterus albus (swamp eel), 816 nucleotides long. It is a transcript of the gene irak1bp1, whose product is annotated as interleukin-1 receptor-associated kinase 1 binding protein 1. NCBI's taxonomy places the organism in Eukaryota, Metazoa, Chordata, Actinopteri, Synbranchiformes, Synbranchidae. The coding region runs from base 57 to 803 and encodes 248 amino acids. The record is from RefSeq and is a predicted model, not a curated record. Gene Ontology annotation, biological process: immune response; positive regulation of canonical NF-kappaB signal transduction. The transcript has 4 exons.